Messenger RNA from Cuscuta campestris, 1562 nucleotides. NCBI's taxonomy places the organism in Eukaryota, Viridiplantae, Streptophyta, Magnoliopsida, Solanales, Convolvulaceae. The record is from the annotation of a GenBank genome assembly.
GUGUAUAAGAAGCCCAGCACCCAGCCCAAUAUGUCAAAAGCCCAUCUCAUUAGCCGCCCCAACCCUUCCUACUUCGUAGACAAACAACGCAAACCGCGCGCAGGGGGGACGAAGCCUACUGCCGAAACCACCGAAUCGGAAAGAGAGUGCCGACUGCUGAGAGACGCCGCCGGUAGAGAGACGCCGCCGCUGCACCUUCCAGGCAAUCGAAAUGGCCGUGGGAGUUGAAGCAAAAGCCAGCCAAAAAGAUUAUUUAAGGUUGUCUAUUUCUCUGCAAUUUCUCAUCCAGUUUGGAGACAGGUCUACAUAUAGCUGAGCCGAUUACUUGGAAUUGUAUUGUAUGGAAUUUAUAUGGUUUAGGCAGAGAACGGAGAAGCACAAAAAGCAGCGAUUGAUUCAGGGGUACCUUGUUAGGGCAGCAUUCGUCUGCUAUUCGCGGAUUAAGCUCAAUCAGCCUCCGUACAGAUGAUCCAAUGACAUGAGAUCUUGUUGGCUUAUGAGCAGCAGGUUAAAAACAUCCCAAACCUCGAAUCUUUUCUUCUCAAACAACAUAUGAUGGCGCCCCGGUGGAAAGGAAAGGGAGCAGAAAGCAAAGCACUUGCAGAUCCCAUGUCCAGCAUAGUAUCAAAUCUGCACUCUUCUCUACUCCAAUCCAACUCUACGGGAUCACUCGUCGAUUCCACCAUACUCUUCGAAGCCGAUGCAGAAAAAACCGACCUUCUGAACCGGGCUUGUUUUGGCAGACCUAGGAUAACAGCCCAGAAGGUCACACAGUGGUUUGAAUUCAGCCUGGAAGAAGCAUUUUACCUGUGCUGUUCUCUGAAAUGCAUCACUAUUGUGGACCAGAAUCAAUGCCAAAUAAGUGUGAAAGAGCUGUGGGAGCAUAUGACACACAAAAGGGAUAACUUUCCUCUCAUGUGCAAAGCAUAUUGUCAUCUCAGGUCAAAGAAUUGGGUCGUCAGGUCCGGGUCCCAGUACGGCAUAGACUUUGUCGCGUAUCGCCAUCACCCGGCUCUGGUGCACUCGGAAUAUGCGGUUCUUGUUUUGCCGCCAGAAGGAGGCGGUCGUCUGAGAGUGUGGUCUGACUAUCACUGCACUCUCCGGCUCUGCGGCAGUGUCGCCAAGACAUUGUUGGUUCUUUAUGUGGAGGAAAACAACAAUGUUGCUGUCGAGUCGCCGUGGAAUUUGGAUAAUUACGUCGUCGAGGAGAGAAUUGUCACUAGAUGGAGUCCAGAACAAUGCCGUGAAGACAAAGUGGUUAGUUAGCACUUGACCUUCAUAACUGUGCUUUCUCUCUUUAUUUUCUUUCCAUUGUUGAAAGAGUAGAGAGCCUUUUUUGGGGUAAAAACUGGACCUGUGUUUUGGGAUUUUCAAUUUGUAUUCUUUUAAUAGAUUGAAUGAAAGAACAGCUAAAGUGAAAUGGCUUUCCUUCCAUUGUUGUAAGGUGAUACUUAUAGUACAUGUAAUGUUAGACUACUUGAUCAUGUAAAAGGAAGAUGAACAUGAAAUGUAUUUAUUUGUCCCAUUUCAUUGUGAUUCUUGAACAAAGGAGAUUGAGUUUU